Molecule: messenger RNA, 3028 nt
Organism: Linum trigynum
Lineage: Eukaryota; Viridiplantae; Streptophyta; Magnoliopsida; Malpighiales; Linaceae
Source: the annotation of a GenBank genome assembly
GAUAAAAGGGCCGGUCUUGUUUCUGUCCGUGGUCAUCUCCGGGUUGGGUGAUGAAGCCUGACCCCAUUUUUUUGUGUAGGUCUUGUUUGGAUGAUUGGAAAACUUACCCUGCCGCUCAACUUGUUACUAAAAUGAGACCAAGAUCAAAUGGGGUUUCUAGGAAUCAGAGGGAGCAUAGCUUUGAGGUUGGAGGACCAAAUUGGAUUCUCAUUCCUGGUGGUGCCUUGUUGAGUACUUUGACAAUCCGCCUUGGCUCCAAGCUGAAGCAGACCCUUGAUUCUAGGAGGGAAACACGUGCUAGUAAUGCUAUAAGUUGUUCUUGUUUAUGCAUAUCCAUAUAUGAUAAUUUUUGUCCUUUGCUGUGAACGCUUAACCUUUUAAGUUUCUGCAAUUCAGGAAAUGAGAAAUUGUGUGACAGAAGGAGAUCGCCAGAUUGCCAUAUGCAUCCGAAUAUGUACUCCUAUACACAUGACGAUGAUAUCUGCUUCAAUUCUGCUUCCGGUACAAAGAGCUUUAUUUCAUUUUUCAUUUUAUUGUAUCUGGACUCUGAAUGAAUUAUGAGGAAGUAACCCAAAUCAUUUGUUGCUGCUGCUCAUCAAAUGAUUUGCUACUGUACUCAUGAUAUAUAUCUUUGAGGAAUAUUCCGAAACGCCUUCCUUUUUCUAUUUUGUGGAUCGCUGCUAUGUACUCUAGCCCGUGUGCUUAUUUCAAAUAUUUUCAUUCAGCCUUUGUCUUGUGAUUUGUGUUCGAGGCAGGGAAUGAAGGCAUCGAAGAAGUAAAAUAUCCUCCUAAUGAUCACUCGCUGUCUGAAACUGAUGGUGCACUCCCUUUGGUCACAGUCAAUGCACCAGAAUACUCAAGAGAGAAUGGCAUUAUGUGGGUUUCAUCUCUUGAUCGUCUCGAGUUACCGCCAAAGCCAUUUCACCAUUCAAACUGCUCUGACUCGCCAUGUGUCUGAGUCUGGUUCAGACAUAUUUAGCAAGCGUGAAGUGAUACAAAAACUGAGACAACAACUAAAAAGAAGGGACGACAUGAUAAUUGAGAUGCAGGACCAGAUCAUGGAGUUGCAGAAUUCAAUAAAUUCUCAAAUGGCAAUUUCUACUAGUUUGCAGUCUCAACUUGAUGCUGCUAACAAGGAUCUGUUAGAUUCGGAGAGAGAAAUCCAAAGGUUGAGAAAGGCCAUUGCCGAUCACUGUUUAAAACAUGCAAACGGUGAUGGGAAACCGUCAGUUGUUGCUGCAUGGCCACCUGAGGUAAGAAAUGGGCAUGGAAAUGGGUAUUCGGAUGCUGAAAGCACCUAUGACUUUCCAGAAAAAGGCAGGAUUGAUGGGGAGAAGGUCGAGAUGCUUAAGAGGGAAGUAGGAGAAUUGAAAGAAGUGUUAGAAGGGAAGGAAUACUUGCUGCAGAACUACAAGGAGCAGAAAUCGGAGCUUUCGGUGAAGAUCAAGGAGUUGCAGCAAAGACUGGAUUCCCAGCUCCCUAAUAUUCUAUAGGGGCGUUGUUAGGCCAUGUGAAUUCUUGCUUUCCCCCCGACUUUGAUUGUCACUUCCGGUUUUUGGAGAUUGUUCUUUAUCCAAGAUUUUAGGUUAGAAAUCUAGUGUUUUCUGUGCUCGCAUAAAGUGUGCCAGUUGCGGAUGUGAUUAGCGAGAGGCAAAGCAAGGGUUUGUAAUUGUCCGUUUUGCUUGUCAAUGUCUCUGUUCACUUUUAUAGAAAUAUGAAUGCAAUUUUCCACGAAGCGUGAACCCUGUUGCAUUUUUGGCUUCUUUGUUUACCUGUUUACACUGUUGUCAAUCAUAGAAAUAAGUUCCUUACAUCUUUGUAUGCCAGAGUAACUUGUUUCGGCUCGUCUUCGGAUAAAUUUUAAUCACAAGUCACAACGGAUUUCACUAUCAACAGAUGUGCUCUUUAUCAUGGGCAAUUGGGCAUCUUUGACGAUUGUUUAUCCGACUUUAAAUUUCUAUUAUUUUACUUCAGGCUAUCUUGCACAGACGUUUCCAGGCACCUGUGCUUUGAUUUUAAAUCAAAGAUGACAGGUCUGUUUGCCUAUCUUGUCUUCAAUCCUCUAUGGCUUAUAAUUUAUUCCUCCAAUUUUCUUCUGUUGUCAUUAAAUUGUUGAAAAUUUUGGUACAUGGUUUAAAUUGUAUGCAGUGCAGUAUACUUCUAGUAUGCAACAACAAUUUUGGGAGGACGAAGAAUGACUGUCAAAGGGAGUAUCAAAUGCUGAGAGACUGAACUGGAAUGGAAGUCGGAUAAUCUUCAUUGAUACGAGGGGUUAAUCAAUUAGCUUCAGUUGGCUUAGCCAUGCCAUGAGGGUGAAUUACACAAGGUAUGCUUAAGAAAACACUCAAAUGGCUUCUCUAUUGCACAUGCACACUACUCAUUUUUUUAGUUAUGUUACUUGUGAUAUUAUCCACUGAUUAGAUGUGCUUGGGUGUUGGGAAGAUCAUAAGAUAGAUAGAACUAUUUUCUUUCACUGGUACAACUUUAUGGAGAAGAUACGUUGGUAUUGGUUAUUCUUUGCGUAAUGGGUUCUUUGAAUAGUCAAGUAAUGUUGUAGGUUUCCCCAAUAUGCGAGGGAAAAAAGGUAACAGCCAAGAGUUAGUUUCAUUCAUUCUGUUUUCUCUAUUUUUAUCUUUACUUUUUCUCUUUUGGAGAAGGAGCCCAUUUGGUUCGGACCCUUUGGCUAAUGUGGUGCAAAGUGAAAGGCUUGGUUAAUCGUAGACACUGGCAGUUUCAUCAGUUUGUUUUCUUUUUCUCGGAAGUCCUUUAUCAGUCAGUUCCUUCUGUUGCUUUUUCUUUAUCCUCAAAAAUUUUUUCCUUUACUUCUUCCUUUUUACCUUUUUUGUUGUUGUUGUUGUUUGAGUUUCAUUCCAUCAUUUCGUUCAAGUGUGGAGUAUGGCUGGCUUCAUAGUUGAUACAUAACAGAAGCAUUUGUACAAAUAUUAAAGUCUGCAGAGAAGAGAUACAGCUACCGUACGAUGUUGUAUAUCGAUUCCAAGAUUUGUGGAAAUGAAAUAUGCUAUUUGAU